AAAACUGACAGUACACAACAAAGAUGGCGACUGAUCGCCGUACUGGAGGAAUUGAACGUGUUUUGUCCAAGUGUCAGUCUUGUGUAGAAGCUGGAAACUAUUAUGAAGCACAUCAGAUGUAUAGAACAUUGUAUUUCAGAUAUAAAGGACAGAAAAAGUACAAAGAAGCUGCAAGCCUACUCUAUCAUGGGGCUUUAACAUUGAUGAAACAUGACCAGACAUCCAGUUUCACAGAUUUGUCAUUUUUACUGAUAGAUCUCCUCAAUCAGUCAGAAACUCCUGUAUCAGAGGACAUGAUAGAAAAAAUAAUAACCUUAUUUAAAGGAAUGGAACCCCAAAGUGAAGAAAGGCAGAAUUUUGUGGUGGCCGCUGUUCGAUGGACAAUGAAGGUCAACUCACAACACAAGCGUGGCCAUCCUGAUCUCCAUCAGAAGCUGGGACUGUCCUUCUGGGAUGAAAAGAAUUAUGUGCAAGCAAGAUAUCAUCUCAUACAUUCACAUGAUGGAAAGAAUUGUGCCCUUAUGUUAAUAGAGUGCCAUAUAAAAGGUGGUUACCCAAGUGAAGUAGACCUGUUCAUAGCACAGGCAGUUCUGCAAUAUUUAUGUUUGAAAAACAAAGACACAGCACAGGUUGCCUUUGUUAAAUACACAGAAGAUCACCCUGAUGUACGGAGUGGUCCCCCUUAUGUUCACCCUCUCCUUAACUUUCUAUGGUUCUUACUAUUAGCUGUAGAAGGGGGAAGGGUAGCUGUGUUCUCUAUUUUAUGUGAAAAAUACCAAGUAUCAAUAAACAGAGAUCCCUCAUACAGAGAGUAUCUAGACCAAAUAGGACAGCUAUUUUUUGGAUUACCACCUCCACCUAAACAGUCUCAGGGCCUCUUUGGAAAUAUACUACAAAGCAUUAUGGGGGAUGAUGGGGAUGACGACUCUAUGCAGCAAUCAACGUCUGCGGAUUCCGCCCAUCAGUCCACCAGCCAAAGUGUUUCUUUAUCCCCGGUGGAGCUAGAUUAAAGAAACUGUUAUUUUCUACCAGAUCCUCUGUAAUUUAGAGGGGAUAUGUAUUAUGUUUGAAUAUUUAUUUUUAAAAAAUGGUUAUUUGAAAAGAAAUAGCUUUCAUUAUCAACAGUCUCUGGAUAAAGUAAUUAGAAUGGAUUCAAAGGACUAUAUUUGGUAAUCACCAAUAUCUGCCCCCCCCCCCCCCCCCAAAUGAAACUUUCAUGGGGAAAUCUUAAAUUAUGAUCCAAACCAUUAGAAUAUAUGCAGACUUCAAAGCAUUAAACAUUUUUUAUCCACUGUGAUUUAAAUAAAAGUAUAAUGUCAAAAAAAAUGACGUAAAUUCAGCAUUUCAAUGAAUUUUAAUAAAAAGAAAAUAGUAUAUCUUACAGCGAUAAUUUGAUUGGAAAAUAUUGAGUGCAGGUAUGCUCAGAUUCCAUUUUUCGAUGUAUUGUGUAGAAUGAUAAUUUCAGUUUAAAAAUAGUUCUCGAGCAAGAUUGUGCUCUAUAAAAACAAAAGUCAGAUCUAAACAAAAUUCAUUUAUUAUUUUCACUCUUUUUAAAAACCAACAGGAAAUCUCAGUAGUUUGUGAUGUCACAGAGAUGAAAAUACCAAUAUUUUCCCCAAAUCAACAGUGCAUUUUGUUAAUUCAAACUUAUUUUAUACAAAUAUAUAUAAUUGUCCACAUUUCAAGAGAUUUUUAAAAAAAUGACUUGGGGGGGGGUGCCUUUACUGUAUAUAGUUCUUUAACAAAGAUUCAAACUGCACAGCUUAUACAAUGUAAUUUUGAUGAGUUAAAAUAGUUUUUUGCAAUAUUUUUACACAUAAAUUUCAUAGUCAAUAUGACUGUGUAUUGUAUGUGUUCUUCAGCUAGAUAAAGGAACCCCAAUCUG
Saccostrea echinata is the source of this 1885-nucleotide messenger RNA. Its product is annotated as Golgi to ER traffic protein 4 homolog. Lineage: Eukaryota; Metazoa; Mollusca; Bivalvia; Ostreida; Ostreidae. Gene Ontology annotation, molecular function: protein binding. Gene Ontology annotation, cellular component: cytosol; BAT3 complex. Gene Ontology annotation, biological process: protein insertion into ER membrane. The record is from RefSeq and is a predicted model, not a curated record. The coding region runs from base 24 to 1010 and encodes 328 amino acids. The transcript has 9 exons.